AAUCGGAGCGAGCCCGCAAACCGUUGCAGAUUGACGGUUAAGUCUUUGAAGUUCCCGCCAAAAAGUCAAAGGAUUCUCUGCAAUUUCGAAAUGGAUAAAAUCUUCCGGAAGACGAAUUUCUAUAGUUCAGCUCAUGAAUUACUCAAUUCCGCACUGAGAAGUCCUAAGUUUCUCACUCCGAUUUCCCUCUUUCACGGUUCCAACAAAACUCCAGCCUCAGAUUCGGAGUUGGAAUUCGAUUUUGAUAAGUUUGAACAUCGGUCUUCGAAACCCAUUUCUCGUAGAUGUCGGGUUUCUGAAGAACAGAUUGACCGCACUGAAAUCUCGAAGGCAAGGGAAUUGAAGGUUCAGAUAGACCCAUGGCCGGAGUGGGUGGACUUCAUGGAAUGUUUGUCGAAGAAAGGGUACUUUGAAGGAAACGGAAUACCGUUUCUGAAUGGUGAAUUGGGUAGAGAAUUCAAUCAUAUUAGAACUGCGUGCCUUGAUUUUGCAAGGGAUCGUUCUAAUCUUAUACGGUGCUUGUCCAGGAAAGAGUUACACAUGAUUGCAGGAUGUGGAUGCCCAAGCACAGAUAGGAAAGUUGUGAACUCAGGGAAGCGUCUCAGAGCACAUGUUAGCAUUGACGAGGGAAAUGUCUGCAGUCCUUGCAACCUGCGGGGAGAAUGUGAGAGGGCAUUUUCAAAGGCAUGUGGAGAUGGAGGGCGGACUGUGGAUGUCAUGCGUGUUUUGCUAUUUUACGGGCUUGAUCACAUUUCUGCUAUGGUGGAGAACAGACCUUGUCUGAACAAGAAUGCUAAUGACUCUGUUAGAAAGCUGUUGAAAGAAAUUGUUGACUACAGUGCAGCUGAACCUGAAUCUGAUCUUCUAAAGUCCAAUGAGGCUACUUCAACUGAAUAUUCGUCGGAUACACGGGAAAACCACGUCAUGGCUGCUUCAGCGACACGAGGCGAUUGGAACUGUCCGAAAUGCAGCUUCCUAAACUUUUCCAGAAACAUCAAGUGCUUGCGUUGUGGUAGUAUGGAUCUCGAGAGACUUUGGAAACUACACGAGGAUCAGGUCGAUCUUCCAUUGAAGAAGGGCGACUGGGUUUGCGACAAAUGCCAUUUCUUGAACUUUGCUAAGAAUUCUACGUGUUUGCAAUGCAAAGAGAAGCCCUCGAAUCGACAGCUCAAUCCGGGGGAGUGGGAAUGCGAAUCGUGCAACUACAUCAAUUUUAGAAAGAAUACGUUAUGCUUGAAGUGUGAUCAUCGACGGCCUAAAGCACUAAAUAGUCAGAAUGUUCCUUCUCGACCUUUGGUCGACAAUGGAAAUUACAGUUUCAGUAAGCCUGGAUCUUCCUUCGGUGAAGCUGGUGGUAAUGCCAGUGGACGAGAUGCAAGGAGGAAAGAUGUUGCUUCCCUGUGGAGAUUUGCUGAAAAUGAGGGUGAAGAAGCUGGCUUGGGAGAUUCUAGAUUUCUGGAUUUCCCAAUUGCUCAAGGCAAAACUGACUCACUAGAAAGAUGGAAGCAGGAGAUGUCAGAGAGGAGAAGAAGCAUAGAAGAUGCAACAGAGAAAGAAGAUGAUCUGAUCUUGAGGUCGGAUAAUAUCGAAAGACGAUUCGAGUUUGUCGAAUCUACUGACGACGACGAAGACAUCGUCAAAUGGUUUCGGCAUCACAAGCCAGAAACAGAAAAACUCUGGUUCCGACCGUCAAAAAUGGCUGACGAGCCCUCCAAGGUAGUUGUUCCUCGAAGCUUCAGAUUACUGGAAGAACUUGAGAGAGGUGAGAAAGGAAUUGGGGAUGGAACUGUCAGUUAUGGAAUGGACGCUGCUGAUGAUAUCUAUAUGUCUUCUUGGACAGGAACUAUUAUUGGGCCACCUAAUACUGUUCAUGAAGGACGCAUCUAUCAACUCAAGCUAGUCUGUGGACAGGAGUACCCUGAUAAUCCUCCAAAUGUUAGAUUUCAGACUCGGAUUAAUAUGACCUGUGUCAACCCAGAAACUGGGGUGGUUGAACCGAGCCUUUUCCCCAUGCUUGCUAAUUGGCAGAGGGAGCAUACAAUGGAGGACAUAUUAAUGCAAUUGAAGAAAGAAAUGACUUCUCCCCAGAACAGGAGGCUAAGUCAGCCUUCUGAAGGUAACGAAGAUGGACGAAUAGACCAAAAGGGGCAAGUGUUGAAAUGUUGUAUUCUUUAAGAUAUAAAAAGAAAAGAAAAAGGGGGCGAAAUAUGAUAUUGUAAAUAAACAGAGACAUUUGAUGUUACUAUUCAAGCAACAUGCUCAUGUCUCGACGCAUUUGAAUGAAGUUGAGUUGUGAUCCAUUAGAAUAUCAAUUUUCUCCUAUGCUACUUGCCUUAGGCCUUCCCUAUGAACAGCUCAUUGAUAAGAUGGGUUUGCUUUCAGCUGUUCUGAAAGAUGAGCAAAAGAGAUAAAAGUGAUGAGACAAAUGCAAGUUAUGUUGAUAGAAAUCUACCAAAAUCUGUGUAGAUUCUGUUCCCCACUAACCCUUUCUUUAUGCAAUCUCUCUACUUUUGAUUGACA
Molecule: messenger RNA, 2520 nt
Organism: Momordica charantia (bitter melon)
Lineage: Eukaryota; Viridiplantae; Streptophyta; Magnoliopsida; Cucurbitales; Cucurbitaceae
Cellular component (GO): cytoplasm
Molecular function (GO): mRNA binding
Source: RefSeq, a predicted model, not a curated record